AUGGGAGCCAAGUCUCAGAAGAGUCCAGGCAAACAAUUUACAUUUUAUUAUGAAAAUGAAUUCUGCCAACAAGAUUACUUUAUUAAAUCACCAUCUCCUCAGGUUUUCUUCUCUGCUGCCUCUUGGAAAAAGCGUCUUUUUAAUCUGGCAAAGAGUGGGGAAAAGAGCUUUAGCAUUUCCUAUUACAAAGACCAUCAAUGCCGAGGGUCCAUUGAAAUUGACCAAAACUCCAGUGUACAAAUUAGCAUAAGUAGCCAUGAAAAAAUGCAAUCCGUUCAGAAGAUGUUUGAAUGCUACCCUGAUGGGGCGAUGCCCAUCAGAACCACUAAGAGGGAAUGCUUCCUCAUUGGCUGUGACAGGGAGAAGAUUAAAGACUGGGUCUCCUUCAUGUCAUCAUUCUGCUGGGAUGUAAAAGCAGCCCAGAAUACAGAGGAGAAACUCUCAUUGGUUGAUAAAAAGCCCUCUUCAGACCCCAGCCCUCUCUGCCAUCCUUGCAGAGUACUGGAGGUUGUCAGCUCUUCCAUACCAGGAAAUAGUCUUCCAGACGUGCAUUUACUGGGAAAAAGUUCUCCAGGACUCAGGCAAGCUCAUCUACCAUAUGACUUCUCCUCAGAGGGCACUCAAGCUACAGAGGAAGAGAGUCAUUGUAUCAGCCCUAGACGCAUUCUUUCAGAGCUGGACCAUGUUUCUGCUUCCAGUGAUUCUAGUGAAUCCAUUGAACCUGGUAGUGCAGACCGGGUCUCCAAGAGAAUUGAGCACUAUUACAUGUCAAUGAAAUCUUGUUUUUUUGAAGAGACAUCCCAUGAGUCUGCUGAUAGCAAAGAGGAAUCACAGAAUCUUCCAGAGACCCAGAAUGGGAGGCUUCCCCUGCAGGAACAAGGUUCAGGAACUGACUCGUCUUUCACCUGCCAAUGCGGAAGCACCGACCACAGAUGACAAAAAGGA
Messenger RNA from Manis javanica (Malayan pangolin), 945 nucleotides. The record is from RefSeq and is a predicted model, not a curated record. Lineage: Eukaryota; Metazoa; Chordata; Mammalia; Pholidota; Manidae.